AUGCGAAGCCUUUACUAUCGCCUUGCCGACAUUCAGAAAACGUUAAAGUUCAAACGGGCGCUGUUGCAAACGCACUCGUCGUUUCCGUUGCGGAGCGGCGACAUCGAGUUCUACGUUGACGGUGCCGAAGCGAUGCAAUCUGUUGCGGAGGCGAUUUCAACAGCCCGACGGAAGAUACACAUUAUGGACUGGAGAAUGGACUUGGACAUCACCCUUGUGCGUACGCCACAUCCGUUACAGUCAAAAAAACUUGUUGAUUUAUUAGCUGCGGCUGCUAUCAGGGGCGUUCAAGUUUCUGUUAUUUUGUACAACUCGCCUUGGUUUUCGCACCUCACAGACAACAGAAAAACAGCGAAGAUACUCAACAAACUCCACCCAAACAUUACUUGCAUUUGUAAACAUUGGUCGCUGAUUUACUCCAACCACGAGAAGUUGGUCAUUGUCGACAACAAAGUCGCAUUACUUGGCGGAGUUGAUUUGUGCUUGGGGAGGUAUGACAACAUUUUCCAUCACAUCACACCAAUGGUCAGAGACGCUCCAAACGGUGCAUUGCUCUUCCCACCAGCAGAUUACAACAACAUUCAAAUUCCAAAAACAAACCGAUUUCAAUAUCCAAGAAUGCCGUGGCAUGACGUGCACUGUAAAGUUGAUGGAGAAAUUAUCAUGGAUCUCCAACAACACUUUUUACAGAGGUGGCAAUUCUAUGGCGGCGAGAUGCAGACGGCACCAGCGCAGAAAAAGAAAGGUGGCGUUUCUAUGAGGUUUUGUCAGUCAUCAUGCAAAUUGUCAGGAGGAAAAAAUGAGUGUAGUAUAUAUGGCGAGAUGCUCAAAUUGGUGAGAAAGGCAAAGCGGUUCAUUUACAUCGAGCAGCAGUACUUUUUGUCAAACUCGGGAAAGAGGAACAUAUCGAACAAAAUUGGAAGGGAGAUUGCAAAGAAAAUUAUCGAAGCCGCGAAAAAGGAUGAAAAGUUCUUCGUUAUCAUUGUACUUCCGCUUUUUAGUGAAGGAGAGCUCAAACACAAAUCAGUGAGAAAGAUGGCCGAAUACACAAGACUGGCACUAUACGAUGGUGUUGGAGGGAUAGUGAGUACAUUACAGAAAAAUGGAAUUGACGACUGGCAGAAGUAUCUUAGUGUCAACAAUUUGUACAACGUCGGGUGGUGCGAGAAGCUUGGAGUCACAUUGAGUCAGAUAUACGUACACUCAAAAUUGAUGAUAAUCGACGACGAAUUCAUGUUACUUGGAUCUGCAAACAUCAAUGACCGAUCACUGAGAGGAGACCGAGAUACUGAAAUUGCGAUUUCAAUUGAGGAAAACGAGAAAGUGAAAUUGGUGUUUGACAAGACUGAGGUUUUGGGGGGGAAAGAGAUCAGCGAUUUGAGGAAACGUCUUUGGAAAGAGCACCUUGGUAUUUCAGACAACCUCGAGACUUUGGUUGAGGAUCCGUUCACUUGUUAUGAUGAACUGUGGAAGAAAAUAGCCCAAGACAAUCGAGAUAUCUUGGAACAGGUUUUUCCUUUAUUUCCACGAAACGCGUUCACAAAGUACAUUGAUACAGAACUCCAUACCCACCCAAAGGCUGUUGAAAAUCGGAUACCAAUGCUCCUCAAGUUACAGGGUCACCUUGUGAAGAACGCGCAGCUUUUUGGCUCGAAAGAGCACCAAAGGAGUUAUGGACUGACGGCUAUAGUCACCUAA
Messenger RNA from Entamoeba invadens IP1, 1698 nucleotides. Its product is annotated as phospholipase D, putative. Gene Ontology annotation, molecular function: catalytic activity. Gene Ontology annotation, biological process: cell motility. Lineage: Eukaryota; Evosea; Mastigamoebida; Endamoebidae. The transcript has a single exon. The record is from RefSeq and is a predicted model, not a curated record. The coding region runs from base 1 to 1698 and encodes 565 amino acids.